This is a messenger RNA of Suillus paluster, 1274 nucleotides long. RefSeq lists its product as uncharacterized. NCBI's taxonomy places the organism in Eukaryota, Fungi, Basidiomycota, Agaricomycetes, Boletales, Suillaceae. The transcript is spliced from 2 exons. The record is from RefSeq and is a predicted model, not a curated record. Bases 433 to 1182 code for a protein of 249 amino acids.
GUGACUGACACUUAAGCUGAUCAUUUUAGCAGCAAACGACACGGCAACUAGCCACGGAGUGUCCGUGACCAGCACCAGCACCAGCACCAGUCGCCGUGACAAUCCCAACCCCAGCUCGAACACUCCCUCUGCACCAUCACAUCUGAGUCAACGAAAUUGACAACGGCAUUUGGCAAGCUCGCUAUUGUCCCAAACUGCAGUAAUAGUAGCCACUCCGAAGCUGUAGCACCUGCGAGUGACCAUGUCGCGUCAGUAUCGGCUUAAGAUCACGAGAAUAGUGGUCAAUUGCCGUCAGCCCAACCUCGAACUCCUGGUACACGCGUGGACCUUGUGUCACCCCUCCCCCUUCCUGCAGCAGGGCUUCCUGGCCACGAUCAGGCCGUUCAGCCACUCCUGCGGGAACGCGAGCUUGCGAGCUCUCCCAACCGUCCCAUGAAUCUGCCAGAGUCCUUACCGUCCCGCACAGUCUCACCCCAUCACUAUGUUAGUAGCUCAUCCUUCCCGCGUCUCCCGGAACCUGAGCUUACCGGCACUACUGUGAAUCCGGCCACGUCCUUACCAUACCGCACAGUCUCGCCCCUUCCCUCAGCUAGCAGUGCAUCUCCUCGCACACCACCUUCGCAAUGGUCCCUCCCCACUGUCGACAACCCUUAUGGCUCUGACCUGGUUGCAGGUGCAAUGACCGGAGGUGGCGAUGAUGAUGACGAUGAAGAGGAUAGUACGCGUGAGCUUGAGCAUGAGUUCAUGCCCUGGAAUGAUGAAGACAUGCCAGAUGGAGAGCAGGCGGAAACCAGCCAUACUGUGGAUGCAGGUACUUCGGGUACUACCAGUGAUGGUCGAACACCUGGACAGCCUCGUUCAUCUAUGCCGACGUGGCUAAAGAAUGACUAUCUACGAGUGUGGGACUGGUUGAUCCACGAAAUGAAACACAAUUCGUCAAGAAUGCCCACAUGUUACGACCGCUAUUCCUUCUACGACGGAGCAGAAAACUGCUUUCUUGCAGCACGAGCUUCAUAUGAUGGAUCUGCAGCUGGCAUUUUCCACCAGCCUCGUUACUUUCUGUGGCUGCCGCAUCUUUUGGUGGAUCGCAUACCAUGCCCAGCAUGCAAGGAGGCCAAACAGGAAGGCUCGAAGACAUCAGUAGUGUAUCUGCAGAAACAUGGUUUUGUUGAUAGCCCAUGAUGGGUGGUUGAUGUCAAUCGUAACAUUUUUAUCAUUGGAUUUCGAUAUUGCUGCGGGCACAAGGGUUGUUGCAAGAACUACCAAAGCUGUAG